Messenger RNA from Platichthys flesus (European flounder), 7504 nucleotides. RefSeq names its product pleckstrin homology domain-containing family A member 5-like. The transcript is spliced from 31 exons. Lineage: Eukaryota; Metazoa; Chordata; Actinopteri; Pleuronectiformes; Pleuronectidae. Gene Ontology annotation, cellular component: cytosol. Bases 639 to 5309 code for a protein of 1556 amino acids. Gene Ontology annotation, molecular function: protein binding; phosphatidylinositol-3,5-bisphosphate binding; phosphatidylinositol-5-phosphate binding. The record is from RefSeq and is a predicted model, not a curated record.
CAUAAAUCCAAAGGGACAACAACGUGGGAGUAAAGAAGCUCCAUGUGAACACAUCAUGGAAGAAAUAUGUUCUGUAUAUGCUACUCAAAGAAGAAGAAAAAUAAGCAUCCAUGCAUAAACAAAUACAUUUACCCAGACCAACUGUACAUACAUGUACUCUACACAUAUAUGUUAUACAUUAUGCAGAACCCUCUAUGCUUUCCAUACUACCCCCUCAUUUGUGUUUAAUUAUACUGCACAUUAUUUGAUUUACUUGAGCAUGUUAUCAAAAACGUUAAGAGCAUUUUAUUACUCAUAUUACCUAAUUAGGGGCUUAGUUUGUGGAGUGUAACUAUUGACUAUUGUUAGAAACUCACAACUGAGCCUUAAAGCAACUGCUUCAUAACAGUGAACUUUUAUGUGAGGACAAUUUGGUCACUCACUCAAACGGACGUCUGCCAAAAAAACAAAGUACCCCCAUCUCCUCCUCCUCCCCCCACAUUUGACAGAAAAUCAUUGCUUGUGUCUUUAUCCUCCACUCGCGCACCCGUCUCCUCGAGGCGCGCGCGAGGAUUUCCUGGUGCGCGCGCUUUGGCACGGCGCCGCGCACUCCAGCGCCUGUGUGUAGUAACCCAGAGCAGCAGAGCUCUCAGAUAGACAUGGCGGCGGAUCCUAAGCCGGACUGGCUCUCCUGCCUUCCCUCGUCUUGGAGUUAUGGGGUGACUCGGGAUGGACGCAUAUUCUUCAUCAACGAAGAAGCGAAGAGCACGACCUGGCUGCAUCCUGUUACUGGAGAAGCUGUGAUCACGGGGCACAGGAAAACUCCAGAUUUACCAACAGGAUGGGAGGAAGGAUACACAUUCGAGGGGGCUCGCUGCUUCAUCAAUCACAAUGAGCGAAAGGUGACCUGCAAGCACCCGGUGUCAGGAGUCCCCUCCCAAGACAACUGCAUCUUUGUUGUAAAUGAACAGCCGGCUCCUAAGGCUUCGUCAGAGCAGGACAGCAGCAGUGACCAGAAGGAACGUCCCAUGAGCACCAUGAGCGAGGCUUCAAACUACACAGGGGGCUCCGACUACAGCACCUUUCCUGGCAGCCCCACCACCACGGCCACUACAGCCGCCACCACCUGUACAUCAUCCACACGGCCAUCUAGGUCUUCCAAAAAAAUUCACAACUUUGGGAAGAGGUCAAACUCCAUCAAGAGGAACCCCAACGCGCCUGCAGUCAAGAGCAACUGGCUCUACAAACAGGACAGCACGGGCAUGAAGCUGUGGAAGAAGAGGUGGUUUGUGCUGUGCGACAUGUGCCUCUUCUACUACCGUGAUGAGAAAGAGGACAGCAUCCUGGGAAGUAUCCUGCUGCCCAGCUUUCACAUCUCCAUGUUGUCCGUGGACGACCACAUCAGCAGGAAAUACGCCUUUAAGGCUACUCAUCCAAACAUGCGGACAUAUUAUUUCUGCACUGACGCAGCCAAAGAGAUGGAGUCCUGGAUGAAAGUCAUGACGGAUGCUGCCCUCGUCCACUCUGAACCAGUCAGAAGAUCGGACAAGUUGAAAGUUGACCAGCGAGCGCCUCAGGAGUCGAACAACUUACUAAACCACAGAGUCCUAACUCGGCCCGAGAUUCAGAACAAUGAACGCAACCGAGAACCUGUGCGACAACACUCCCUAUCUCAGGCCGACAACAAAUGGCAAAAAGAAGUAGAGAAACACAAUGGCCAGAGGGAACGUGAAUACUACACCUUACAGAGAGAUGGUGAGAGGUACUCGCUAAAGAAAGAUGGGGUGAAUUAUAUGCUUCAGAAAGAUGGAGACAAGUAUCUCCUCCAUAAGGAUGGAGAGAAGUACUUGGUUCGAAAAGAUGGAGAGAAAUACUCACUGCAGAAAGAUGGAGAGGUGUACACCAUUCACAGGGAUAUGGAGAAGUACGCAGUCCAGAAGGUGGAUGAAAAGUAUACGGUGGCUUCAACAGAGGAGAAAUAUGCUCCAACGAAAGACGGCGAGAAGUAUUUGCUUACGAAGGAUGGAGAAAAAUAUGCACUUCAGAAAGUUGGCGACCGGCACACACUCAAAAAAGAAGGAGAGAGAUAUGUUCCUCAAAAGGAAGUGAAGAGACAGCUGUCACUAAGGGAGACUGACAGGUACGCCACAAUGCGGGACAUGGAGAACAAAUAUGGUACACUACAUGUUAUGGACAAAUACGGCACUAUGAGGGCAGUGAAGAAAUACAGUACACUACGAGAAGGAGAUAAAUAUGCUACUUUCCGAGGAGACACAGAGAAGUAUGCUACACUCCGUGAAGGUGACAAAUAUGGCUUCCAGAGAGACCCAAGUGGAGAUAGGUCUCUGACCAGAAUCAGCAGUAUCAAGUUGCAGCCGGCUCAAGCUGCCGCCAUCGCCGCUGCCGUGGCGGAAUCUCGCCAGAGCCAGGCCAACAUGAAUGCCCAAAAGCCUACAAACGUUGACAGCUCAGGGUCUGUGGCCGGGGAGCCACCUGUGGACUGCAGCUCGGCAGAUGUGGAUGGCAGCAUUGCCAUGGUUCCAGUAAAGUCCCCUGUUCCAGUGCCGGAGCCUGAGAAGGGCCUGUCCAGGACAAACUCCAUGCAGCAGCUGGAGAACUGGGUCCGCACACACAGAUCAAGAGGACUGGAUGAAGACACCAGGAGCAUUACAUCAUACCAGACCCUACCCAGGAACAUGCCCAGCCACCGUCCUCAACUUGUGCCCCGCUACCCAGAGGGCUAUCGCACACUGCCCCGGAACAGCAUGUUGAGGCCCGAAAGCAUCUGCAGCAUGGCGGGUUCUGUGUACGACCGUGCACUCCGUCCGGCUUCCACCACCAGUGUCAACACAGCAGAGAAGAGGAGGUCGAUGAGGGAUGACACUAUGUGGCAGCUGUAUGAGUGGCAGCACAGACAGGCUUUCUCCAGACAUAGUAUUGCGCAGCCACCAGGUGUGGGUCAUUACGGAACACUGCCCAGCACAAAGACUAUGGGCAACAUCUCUGAACAUGCUGUGGCGCAAUCGAUCCCCACCUCACCCUCUCAUGGCUCCCUGGCUCUCUACAGCACCUUCUCUGCUCCUCAUCAGCAGGUUGCUCACAACCCCAGCAACUCCUUCUCUGAGGUGUCCUCACCGGUGCUCAGAGGGGACGGGACACUGGACCGACGGCAGAGGACACAUCUUGCCAAGUAUGGGUACCCAGCUGAUCGGCGAUCGAUUGCAGGCGGCGUCCCUCCUCAGACCAUCACCCCACAGACGCUGCAAGGCAAGACGCCCGAGGAGCUAACGCUGCUGCUGAUCAAGCUCCGCCGGCAGCAGGCGGAGCUCAACAGUCUGCGGGAGCACACAGUAACUCAGCUUAUGGCCCUGGGUAUGGAGGGGCCCAACGCCAAGACUGACGUUCUUUCUCAUCACCUCCAGAGGAACCUUAUUUACCUGGACAGCCAGACAAAGGAGAAUGAGCCUCUAAUCUUCAUGAUUCAUACUAUGAUCGAGAACUCGGCACCGAGGCCACAACUCUACCAGCAAGUCCCCCCUGACGACUAUAAGGACAGCUCCUUCAGCCAGCGCCCAGAGGAGGACGACGUAGACACCAAGCUGAGCAGGCUGUGUGAGCAGGACAAGGCGUUGAGGAUGCAGGAGGAGAAAGUGCAGCAGUUGCACAGAGAGAAGCACACUCUGGAGACGGCCCUGCUGUCAGCCAGUCAGGAGCUGAGUGAACAGAGCAGCUCCAGUGCUGCAGCCACACAGAGCCUGGUCCAGCAGAGGGACGUGCUGCAGAACGGCCUCCUGAGCACCUGCAGAGAGCUGUCCAGAGUCAGCUCUGAGUUGGAACGCUCCUGGAGGGAUUAUGACAGGCUGGAGGCAGAUGUCACUCAGGCCAAGUCCAACCUGCUCGAGCAGCUGGAGGCCCUAGGCAGCCCACAGACAGAGCCUCCAAGCCAGCGGCACAUCCAGAUCCAGAAGGAGCUGUGGAGGAUCCAGGACGUGAUGGAGGCUCUGGCCAAAAACAAACCACAGCGGUGCACAGACAACACAAAUUUUCCUGGCUCCAAACCUCUCUCCAGUCUCCAGAAGAAUGAAACAGGGACGCUGCUGCCACUCAGUCCUCUCAAGGAGGGCAACAGCGUGCCCCCCCGCCCGCCCCUUCCCCAGUACUACGACUCAUCAGAUCGCCCCCCUAACGUGCCCCCCCACCACGCCCACGCCAGCGGGCGCCUGCCCAACCACACAGCCCGGCCCGAGGACCGCAAGGCCGGCUCUAGGAACGGAGCGCACAGCCAAGCGCCAGACUAUCGUCUGUAUAAGAGUGAACCUGAGCUGACAACAGUCAACGAGGAAGUGGACGAGGCCAACGGUGAGGAAAAGGACAAGACAGAGACCUCUGCAGAGAGUAAAGACUCUGGAGCCUCAAAAGUGUCCCCCUACCCGGUGGGCAUUGUCCCCCCCAGGACCAAAUCUCCCAUGAACCCUCCUGAGUCGUCCACCAUCGCCUCCUACGUCACCUUGAGGAAGACCAAGAAGCCAGAGGCCAGAUCAGACCGCCCCAGGAGUGCGGCGGAUCAGCCGGGUUAUGGGGAUCGAGAGGUGGGCAGAACGAGGAUGAGUGUGGAGGAACAGCUGGAGAGGAUGAGGAGAAACCAGGAGGCCUCGUCGCUCCGAGAGAAGAAGAGGGAAACCCCAUCCCGCUCACCCUCCUUCAGCAAGGACAACCGUUUUGUUACCCAGCAGACCCAUGCCCAGGCAGAGGGAGCCUGUGCAGACCCUGUGGAGCUGGAGGCAGCCCUGCGGCAGCUGAAAGUGGCCGCUGAGGCUGCUGGGACUUACACAGACAGCGCUCUGACGGCACCACAUCUUCACAGGGAGGUGCAGCAAGCCGAAGAGGUGAAAAAUGACAAAUGUGAGCAGCUACAGCAGAGCAGGACUGUGACCCUGCACAGUGGGAAGGAGCAGCUGGCGGAGACCAACAGCAUAGACAAUGAGCUGUGUGAAAGUCAGAGGGUGGUGAUUCUGGACCUGGGCACAGUACCUCAGCAUGUGGAGAUAGUAAACCUCGAGCCUUUUGAGGAUGAUGAAAGCAAGAAGCAAGAUCUGACGAGCUCACCUACAAACACCACCACGGAAAACAGCCUCCACACCCCUGAGCCUGAAAUGUCCAGUCCAGAACCCAAAGACGAGGAGGGGAACCUGACACCACAAACCACCAGAGAGCAGAAGCUGGACAUGAGCCUGGACUCGUAUAACCAGCUCACAGCAGACAACAAGAAACACAACAACAACAACUUGCUGGCCUCGCAGACAUUCACCUUGGUGAGCAGUGACACGUGAGCCCCACCGGCCUCGAUCUCCACACUGGCAUCCCGGAGCGCCCCAAAUGUAGCCAGCCUGCAUAGAGCAUGCUCCACGGCUUCUGACAACAGAACUACUUUGUUACUACUGUUACAUGUCCACAAGGAGACUGGGACUGAGAGGACAGCAGCCCUGCUAACAGACCGGCCCACACACAGAUGGACCACCCUCACAUCCAGCCAGAGAGAAAGGCCGAUGUACUGCAUCUUUAGCACCUAUUAGAUCUGUUCCACACUGACGUGUCCUGAAGCCGAGCAUUCAUUCCAUGUUGCCCCGAAACAUUUAUGCAUAGAUGUAAGAUUGUGAAAUGGUUUUGUUAUUUUAGAGGUUUAAGGUUACAACCUAUGUCCGUUUCAGCUAUAAUACCCCAGAGAUCUUCUUUAUGACUAUAUAAAAGAUGAUGCAAUUGAGGGUGAAGUUACAAGUAACAAAACAUAGAGGUUGUGACGGAACAGGUGAAAGGUCCAUUAAUGAAAAAGAAGGUUUGGACGAUUAACCUGACCAUCAACUGAUUCAUUUAACUACUUGAUCAACGCGAUGGUCAUACCUACAGUUAUGAACACUGAUAAUAGUUGAACAAAUUGUGUUUAUUGUACAGAGAUAAUGCAGAACUGGGUGGGGCUUACUGAUCACCAGUCCUUGUUGUGUAGUUCCCUGGCUCAAUGGGCCCUCGGCAGUAAUAAUGAGGGUGUGUGUACUGUGUACAACUGGUUCCUACUGAAAGGAACCUGUUGAGGUGGUUCGGGCAUGUGGCAGGGCACGCCAUGGUCACCAGGCUUCAACAGCUCUCCUGGCAUGUCCCAAUUCAUUAAGUCAUUAGGCUGCAGUACACACCAGGGAACGGUUAAUCACUGCUACACUGAAAUAGGAACACUGUUAUUAUCUAUUUCUGCAAGCUAGAGCCUGAUACAAACCAUUGGCACAUGUAUAUAGAGUGCAUUAUUUAUACCUUCUGUUUUACUGAUGGCUGCAUUUAUCGCUGCAACCUAUUAGGGAAUUUGUUUGUACCUGUAAAGUGUUCAGCAGUAGAGAGUGCUUUAUGGAAUCAGAUUAACAUGGUAAAAAAUUGUUUAACAGUGUAAAGAAAUUCAGGCAAUUCAGUUCUGUGGUUGUCAGUCUAUCCAAUCCAUGGGUCGGCUAGUCCUUCUGCCUUCUGUGGUCACAGACGCUUAUUUCAUUUGUUUCUGUCUUCGUCUUUAAAUCUGCUUUAUAAAUUAGAACUAUAAAUAUAAAGAACUAAACUAUUUCACAAUCUUGACUGUAUGUACGAUUUGUUUUCGGGGGUAAAAUAUAGCUCUAUAGAACCAUGUUGCCAAAUACAUACACACAUGUCAAUAUACAUACCUUUUGAUACCUUGCUAAGUAUUGCAAAGUCAUUUUAAUAUGAGUAUUUAAAAGGAGAAUAUUUUAGUGAUGUGUAGGAGAGGGUGAUAGCUGUCACCGAGUUCGUGGAGGUGAGUGUACAGCUGUAUAUAGGAGCACCUGAGUCAUCUCAGCGCAGAUGGGCUAAGCACCAAAUCUCGACACACAUGCAGUGCUUUACUUUAACCCCAAAGUGAUCGCUGAUGGUCUUUUAUUUUAACCCUCUCUGAUUUCAAUCCUUUGUGUUGCUUUGUGACCAGAGGCUCCCUUAUCGCUCUAUUUUCACACCCUUUGCACCUGCAUAGUAACAGAUUGUCCUUUAUUGAUUAUACAUAUAUAAAUAUAUAUAAAAGAAUAUAAAAAGAAACAUAAAACAGAUUUUUACUUCAACAAGGUGCCACUUUGUGCUGCUGUUUUUCUCUUCUUUUUGGACUACGUAUCUUGCAGAAGUCUGUCUCUGUUUGGUUUUCAUUGCUUAGGGGAUCUACAGUGAAGAGGCUGAGGGAUAUGAGGCGGAUCUGACAUUUGGGGUUUGAAUCUCUGUGGUGGUAAAGAAUCGCAGAAUAGCACAUGUAAGAAGCAAUAAGUAGGACUUUGGACCUCCAGGACAUGAAAAGAAUUUUAAAAAGAGAUGUAUAAACUGUAAAAAAUAAAUAAAUAAAGCAAGAUAGGAUAAUUUAUGUACACAAUGAAAAGAAGAAGAGCAAAUAUUAUAACUAAAAGGUUAUUAUUAAUAUUAUUAGGGUCAAUAUGCAAAAAGUUCAUACCCAUCUGUUUUAUAUCAUGUGAAAUAAAUUGUUGUGUUGAUGUUC